GGGACGGGGAUGGAGAUGGGGCUGGAGAUGGGGAUGGAAAUGGGGAUGGAAGUGGAAACGGGGGAGCCCCGGGCCCCCCCCGCAACCUGCCCGCUGCCUGCGACCCCCGCCGCCUCCCGCACCGCCUGAUCGUGCUCGCCCUCAUGUGCUUCCUCGGCUUCGGCAGCUACUUCUGCUAUGACAACCCUGCAGCUCUGCAGACACAGGUUCAGAGGGACAUGAAGGUGAACACAGCCCAGUUCAUGGCUCUCUAUGCCUGGUAUUCCUGGCCCAACGUGGUUCUUUGCUUCUUUGGAGGCUUUCUGAUAGACAGAGUGUUUGGAGUCCGGUUGGGCACCAUAAUAUUCAGCAUCUUUGUGUGUGUUGGGCAGGUGGUCUUUGCUCUGGGGGCACUGUUCAACACCUUCUGGCUGAUGGACGUGGGCAGGUUCAUAUUUGGGAUUGGAGGGGAGUCCCUGGCAGUGGCCCAGAACACCUAUGCAGUGAGCUGGUUCAAAGGCAAGGAGUUGAACCUGGUGUUUGGGUUACAGCUCAGCAUGGCCAGAGUUGGGAGCACAGUGAACAUGAAUAUCAUGGGAUGGGUCUACUCCAGAGUUCAGGAUCUCCUGGGUUACCCUGGUCCCAGCACCCUGGGCUUGGCCCUCAUGAUAGGGGGUGUAACCUGUCUCUUCUCCCUGACCUGUGCAUUAAUCCUGGCUUACCUGGACAGGAGAGCAGAGAAGCUGCUUUGUAAAGAGCAAGGGAAAACAGGGGAAGUGAUCAAGCUGACGGAUGUGAAGGAUUUCUCCUUGUCCCUGUGGCUCAUCUUUGUCAUCUGUGUCUGUUACUAUGCAGCAGUUUUUCCUUUCAUAGGACUCGGGAAGGUUUUCUUUAUUGAGAAAUUCAACUUCUCACCCCAGGAAGCAAGUGCAAUUAACAGCAUUGUGUACAUCAUAUCAGCCCCUAUGUCCCCGGUCUUUGGCCUUCUGGUGGAUAAACUGGGCAAGAACAUCAUCUGGGUUCUGUGUGCUGUGGUGACCACUCUGGCCUCUCACAUCAUGUUGGCUUUCACCUUCUGGAACCCCUGGAUAGCAAUGUGUUUGCUGGGGGUGGCCUAUUCCCUGCUGGCCUGUGCCCUGUGGCCCAUGGUGGCCUUCGUUGUCCCGGAGCACCAGCUGGGAACUGCCUAUGGCUUCAUGCAGUCCAUCCAGAACCUGGGGCUGGCAGUGAUUGCCAUCGCAGCUGGCAUGAUCCUGGACACAAGAGGAUAUUUGUUUCUGGAAGUUUUCUUCAGUGCUUGUGUUUGCUUGUCACUGAUAGCUGUGGUCACGCUGUAUUUUGUGAAUCACCUCACAGGUGGGGACCUCAACUGGUCUGCAAAGAAAAGGGAAAAACUGCAAAAAGCAGCUGCCUCUGAAGCAGAAGAGCAGGAGAGACUCAGACGUCAGAAUGAAGAUGACUUGGCUAAAUUACUGCCAAGAGCUGAUGACUUUAGUUUAAGGAAUAAAUACCUCUCCAGACUGGGAGCUCAGCUCCCAGAUAAUUACUGCUCCUCUUUAUCAACCCUGGCACACAGAAGCGUGUUGAAAUAGCAGCCUGGCCCUGUGGAAAAUCCGGGAACGCCUUGAGUUUUCCUGGGACACAACCCCAGCACGAGCAGCAGAGCGAUGCUCCCGGGCCUUGCUGCAGGACUAGAGCCUGGGUUUGGAGUGCCCAGCUCCAAAUCCUGGCACUGGAGGUAGUUUAGAGAGCCCCUGCUGAGGAAUCUGUUGGUUGGAAUCUGCUCCCUCCUGCCUGUGAGUAGCUGAGUCAGCAGCGGGGCUGGACCUGCCUGGUGUCUGCUGUAACUGCUGGGAGCUGAGCCUUGUUGAGCCUCUCACACUGGGGCACCUUUGUUACUCCUGGCAGCGCCCCUGUUUUUCAUUUUUCCUGUAGGAAAAAAAGGGAGGAAAAACUCCCCAGGGAAUAUUUGAGUGGAGGCUCCACAGCUGAGGGAGGGCCAGCCCUGGGUCAGCCACCCAGCAAUGCCCUCGGGUGGGUCCUGAAUCGUGGCAGAACUGCUGUGUUUUUAACAGGCUCUGGCUCAAAACUGGGACAGGAGGGAGCUGCAAGAAGGGGCUUUUGCUUUCAGUAGGAAAAGUUCCCGUUUUCCCCGUGGAACUCGACCCUUCCCCCUCGUUUCAGUGGCAGGCUCAGUGCUGAGCGGGGAGUUCCUGGGGGCUGCUGCAGAGUGCACUUUGUUCGUGUUUAAUUACUCAUCAAGGUAAUUGGGUAAGAUACUCCUCGGCUGAGCUGAGCUUGCCUUACAAAGCAGGAGUGUGUGGCUUUGUGGAGCACGGGGUGUGCAGGGAUGAGUUCCUUGGCUGAUUCCAGGGAGCCCUUUUGUGCCUCACAGGAGCUUUUGGUAAAUUGUUUGACUUUGCAGAGAAAUAGUUUGAUAUAAUAAAAAUGUUAUUUUAUGCGUAGAA
Molecule: messenger RNA, 2447 nt
Organism: Myiozetetes cayanensis
Lineage: Eukaryota; Metazoa; Chordata; Aves; Passeriformes; Tyrannidae
Gene: MFSD1
Product: major facilitator superfamily domain containing 1
Exons: 17
Coding region: 144-1571 (475 amino acids)
Biological process (GO): transmembrane transport
Cellular component (GO): lysosome
Molecular function (GO): transmembrane transporter activity
Source: RefSeq, a predicted model, not a curated record